Botrytis porri is the source of this 699-nucleotide messenger RNA. RefSeq lists its product as uncharacterized. NCBI's taxonomy places the organism in Eukaryota, Fungi, Ascomycota, Leotiomycetes, Helotiales, Sclerotiniaceae. The transcript has a single exon. Bases 1 to 699 code for a protein of 232 amino acids. The record is from RefSeq and is a predicted model, not a curated record.
AUGAAUUGCUAUAAAGGCAUAUUGUCAAUAUAUCGGCGCAUUAUCAAGUCCUCCAAUGUCCCCGCAAUCUCGAAAUCUACUAGACGAUUCAAGGGUUAUAAAAGUGAAGAACCGCUGGUCCUCCCAAGAGUAGUAAUCGACCUCGACGCUCCUGACAAUCCCGCCGUCCGCGAUUACGAUGAAAUAAAAGACAAUGUCCUAACACCAUUCCAACAACAAGUUGUCAGAUCAACCGAGAAGGCCAAAGCCAAACGCGCAAAACUAGUUCGCAAACAGUUGGAACUGGGAGUUGAGGGAUUCCCUCGCAAAGGUGGAAAAAAGAAUCAGCGAAUUAGAGAUCAAUCUCUAGAACAUGAGUUAGCAUACAAUCCAGAUGCUUCCCCGCCAACUGUCACGGCUAUGGAUCUGAUGACUUAUGCGCUCAUGGGGAAUCCAUUCAUGACGAAGGUUUCAAAGAGACCACCCCACGUGAGGGAUGUACAUAUGGAGGGGUUAUUCAUUGCUCACAGUAUUGAUUUUAAGGACACAGCAAAUAUGACGAUCAGGGCUUUGACGGAGGACUUUGAUAUCUCGACGGAUGGACAAGGUGGAGAGAAUGUGGAUACAGAAGGGAAUCGAGAAAUUGUGAGAAAAAGAAAGGAAAGAAAGAUGCUAGGAAUGAGCGGGAUAGGAAUUGAGGGGCAGAAGGUUCAGACAUAG